AUGGACAACACUGAGGCCCAAUAUCUGCAGCAUGCUCAUAUUAUGAAAGCAGGAGAGUUCAGCGAGGCCCCAUUCACUGAGCAGGUAUUAGGUAUUGAAUAACUGAUCAGCAUGCUAAUGAAAUAUGGAUAGCGUGUUUCUGGUGAUACAUGGAUACUGCUGCGGCUCAGUCAGGCUGCAGGCACUCUCACAACCGCAUUUUGUUGAUUUGUAACAAACUCGGCAGAAAUUUGACAAACUUGUUAUCAGUCUUCAUCUUCUGUUGGCCUGGUAUGUGGACAUUAAAACACAUAUAUAGCUAGAUAAGAACAGAAAUAACUUAUUUCUGACUUGCCUGUAUGAACAUAUCUUUCUUCAAAAAAGCUCCAGAUGAUAAAAAGUUAUAACUGAUUCAAUGAUAGAUUAUAUGGUAAUUUAAUCCACUUGAAGAGGUCCAAGGGAUUUAGCACAGAGUGUAACAUAUGCAUCUUUUCUUUUCUUUUUUUUUUUUUUGCUAGAACCAGCGCACGUGUACGAACAAGCAUGCCAGCACAGACCCACACAGAUGGUUACAUACAUAAAUACACACAUGUCUAAGGAAAACAAAUGAUUCUCCCAACACAUGCACUCACACUCACACACAAAUGGGCACACAAACAGACACACACUCCUCUGUGUGCUAUCAGUCCUGCGUGUGUCUCCAGAGGGAAACUGUAUCAGACAACAGAGGUCAUGUGACCCGGGGAGUCAGGCUUCCUUAAUCCUACUGUCAGCCCUAAUUGGGCAGCAGGGGAUUGAUCAAGUAUGCUCUUUGUGUGUGUGUGUGUGUGUGUGUGUGUGUGUGUGUGUGUGUGUGUGUGUGUGUGUGUGUGUGUGUGUGUGUGUGUGUGUCUUUGCGCAGAUUCUCAUUGCUGAAGUUCAUUUGCAGAUGAACUUUUAUGUCCACAGUCUGGAGAAUUCAGACACAGAGAAAAUACAUUUUUUGCUCCUUUUCACGAAUAACAAUCAAACAAUAAAUUAACUUAAAAUUUCAAUAUUUGUUCAUCUUUUUAAAACAGAUGAGGCAUACUAAGAUAAAAUAAACACUAUCCCUUACAGUGUAGAGGAUAGAUAAGGAUUACUAUGUUGGGAUAUGUCAUACACAAGUUAUCUGAUUGGACAACUUACUAAAGCCUCAUGAUCUAAUUUUGCUGCCUGUGUAACUCAUUGUCAUCGUACAAAAAAAUGACAUCUAAAAUCAAGAGUCCAUAUCAACGUCACCAGUAGAGGGCAGUACUGCUAAAACCACAGUUUCUCUGUCCUGCUCUCUCUGAAACACACAAAUCAUACCUGAAACAUGCAUCAUCUGUGCUGUUUCAGGAAGGUUUUAAGCCUUGCUUUGAGGGCAGACAUGUAUUUGUUGAACAAAACUAUAACAAAUGGCACUUCGAUAAGUCCCAUAACAGCAGAAAGAGACAGGGAAGGUGGCUUUAAAUCAUGACACACAUGACCCAUCAGUGCAUCCAAGGCUACAGGAAUUCACAGGAUCUUCUUCAUCCUUAUCCCCUAGACCACCAUUCAUCUGUGAGCUCUUUACUCUGUGAGGGAAGUGGCUGUGUCUCAGCCUGAGUUAUAUGUUUCUGGAGAGUAAAGGUGAGCUGUUUUAAGCAAGACAUAGUGCAACAUGCACAAAACUCCAGAUGGAUGUAAAAAGUGACAAGCUGGGUGAAACUAACCAGACUUGGCACCGCAGAUCGCCGAAGACAUCCAUCAAAUACAGCAAAGUCUCAAGCAUUUUUUAAACAGCUUUUUUUUUUUUUUUUUAAAUGUUCUCUAAUUCCCUAAUUUUCAGGGUUUUUUCUCUGUGGACUCAGAUUAUUACAGACUUACAAUAGACUUACUAAGUUUAUUACUAAACUUGGUAAGUUUAUUGUGCUUACUAACAUGCAGGAUCACCCCUCUGUGGUGUUUUGUUAAAGAUCACAGUUUGAUGUUUUACUUUGUUUUUGUCUUUUUGAGGAUAGGAGGUAUAUGAUCAUUUACCCCCAAAGCAAUUCAAAUAUUGUGUGAAAACAUCCACAAGUUUUAUUGUCCAUGAAAUAUGUAGACCAGACUCUUUACUUGUUUGAUGAGUCUUAGUGGUGAAUAAAUACGGAAAAAACUUUUCUUAACAGUUCAACAAAACAUGAAAAAUACUCAAAUUAACCCAGUGAGGAAUAUUUUGGCAGUCAUAAAUUAACUGACUCUAUCCUGAGUGCUAAAUACUUGUGUAUGGAGUGUCUGUGUCUCACUGUAGAAACCCUACAAACUUUUGUGUUGCUGUUGCAAAUUGUGUUGUUAACCAGCUGUUGAUUGUGCUCUAGUUUUGUGGAGAAGAUAAGAGAUGAUACGUUGGUGGAGAGGAGAGGGAAUACAAAGCAGCUGAGGUAGCGGACCGGGAGCAGCUGUGAUACCAGAAAAGUUCACCACUGAGUGGACCAAUCACAGGGCCUUGGUUCUGCAUCAUUCUGACACUAUUCUGACAAAAAUGGGAAAAUUAUUUUGAAAAGUAGAUUUCUAUGUGUACUUGCAGAGUCAUAUCUUGUACUGGGUGGAACUUUCUUGAGUGGCAGAUGUGCUGUUUUGAUUUAAAUACAGAGAGCCUUUGUUUAGACAGGUAAAUGAGCUGAGAAAAACACACAACAAAAACCACUGCUACGCCUGAUCUGAUUACAUUGCACAAGUGUUCGUGCGUGUGUGCAGGCAUGUGUGGGAGCACCGGUGUGUGUGCAAACUGUGUGUGGGAAAGAGGGAGAGAGAGGGAGUGAGUGAGAGAGACGGUGUGUGUGUGUGUGUGUGUGUGUGUGUGUGUGUGUGUGUGUGUGUGUGUGUGUGUGUGUGUGUGUGUGUGUGUGUGUGUGUGUGUGUGUGCUUACCAUAACAUAACAGCAGGUUAUGAGGUUAGGGUGCCUGUGUUUAUUUGUUUGUCUAGCAGAUGCCCUUAUGCAGGGCACUCAGCUUGUGGCUCAUUUAACACAUCCACAUAUUUACACAGCUGGAUAUGAAGUGAUAGAGAGGCGGCUGUGGUCGGCCACUUUAAUAUGACUGUUUAACACAGAGAGGGCUGCACAGAGGCUUUCCUGUCGUUCACUUUCAUUCCUAAAACUUCUCCUUAUCUACGUUUUAUUGUUUCUUAUUUUUUGGAUUUGAGUGUUUAUCUUCUUUGUUUCUUUUUUUCUCCGUUUCUUUUUUGUUUCUUUUCCCCCUUUUUUAUUCUUCUCUUUUUUUGUCCUUUAUUUUUCUUUAUUCAUUUCUUUUUUGUUUCUUUCUUAAAUUCUUUCUUUUUCCCCCUUUUAUAUUUCUCUUUUUUGUCAUCUUUCUUUCUUUCUUUCUCUGCUGUUAUUUUACCAAUUAAAAUUAGACACAGCUUAUCAUAUAAUACUAUAUAUUAGCUGUCUGUAUUCGCUUUCCAGAUUCUUCCUUCUCUUUUCUUCACAUCUCUGGUCUCAUCACUCACCUGUCUCUGCUUCAUCCUGCCUAUCUCUACACACAACACCUCCACCCACCUCACACUCUCCUCUGUUCUAUCUUUCAGAUUUUUUAUUUUUUUUACCUCCCAUACCAUUCACUCCUCCUCCUGCUUGCAUUUUCUCCAUACAUACAAAAGCCACAUGGAGGGUCUGCUUCUAAUCUCCACAUGCUGGGGUCUGCAUUUGUUUUGCUUGUCCAAGGACCCCACAAUGCAGUUUCCAGUGCCUGGGACCCACAGAGUGCAGAUUUAAUUAGAUAAGGCGAGUGGUGGAAGAAGCUGGAGAAUUGAAAUUGGACAUGGGGGUUUUUACAAGGAGGGUCAGCUGGUCCUUGGCACUGCAUGAGUCCGGCCCAACAAUGUACAUCACACUGAGAGGGGCAAUGAGAAAGUGGAAAGGAAGCAGGAGUGAGGAUGAAGAAUGGCAAUGGCAUACUUAACUCUACCCUGGUAGUCUCUAAGGAUGUGCUCAGCUUUUGUGCUCACAGCCUAUAGGAGGCUUGUGCCACACCUACUCACUGAACUGAGACUGUGAGCCCAGACAAAUGUAUCCUGAGCCUGAAUAUCAUGAUAUUUAGUUCAUUACUGAUCAACACGAGAUUUGAAUGCUGCAGUUAAACUCAAAGCAUGGCUUACAAUAGCAUGAUUGGAAGUUAUUUUUUUCUCUUGCACACGUCUGGCUAGGUUUUUGAUUUAAGCCAAGCAAGCUUUUAGUUUUCUAUGGAGUCUUGGAGGCAAAUUAAAUUGUUUAAGAUUUGUUAUUGUCAUUAUUAGCAUUACAAGUUUUGGUGUAUGAACUGUAUGAAAGAGAUGUGGCUGUAGCUACCCCCCCUUAAAGUUUGUAAACCACUUCUUUUGACACCUCAGGGUUUCCACUGUUCCCAUUUUGGACUUUCUGAACCAGAGGUGACCAUGUAUGGACACUGACUGCAUCACAAAGAAGACUUUAAACAGGCAGCUGAGACCCUUGUUGAAUCACUGUGGUGAGAAUUCAACUGAAAAUUUAUCAUCUGGUGUCACACAAACUCCAUUUCACAACUAGAAUAGUCAUACUCUCCUCACACAGAUUUAUAGCUCAAAGCAGUCACCCUAUGGUUGGGUGCGUUCAUCAAAAGAUACAAAUAUAUGGGGAGUAAUCAAAUAGAGGCUACUUCACGGACAUCACAUCCUAACAAUAUGUUUGCAUCAGAUAUCACUUGACAUAGUAAAGAAAUCAAUUCUGGCUGUCCACACUACAUCUAUCAAAUUGAGCAUAGGAUUGUUCUGUGUUACUGAUAAAUCCAUAACCAGGAAGUAUUUCUCAUCCACACAAACUGAUACACAGUCGGGAGUCCUGGUAUGGUGUUUUAUUUUGAAAUAUAGCAGAGUGGUUUUCGUGCUUGACAUCCUGUCUAGAACGAUAUUCUCUGUGUACAUUAAAGGUGGGGUAGGCAGGAGUCCUUUAAAGAAGCAUGUUUUUUGUGGUGUAUAUACAAAAAAGCUGUUAAUAGCCGUCAAAGUUAUUAGUCAUUGAUGACAUUUAGAAAUAUCAUAAUAUUGCUGUGUUCUCUUAUGCUUGUGUAGUCAACAUUUUAAAAUUUUGGAGUGGUCUGCUCAUUCUGACUGUAAACAAAGCUGUCCUCCACCUCCUUGAUCUGACUGGUUGUGAGGCGCACACUGCUCCUUAUUGCUGAUUGGUUGUAGGGCAGACACUGCUCCCUCGUGUUGUGAGGCACGCUCUUCGUGCACGAGCCCAAACAAGGUUAAUGUGCUACAAUAUUGGACAGUAGAAACCAACCAGAAAGUACGGGAAAAUGUCUGAAUCCUUCUUUGGCCACGACUGCAAACACAAGCAAGAAAACAAAGUAAAUACCGGAGACUCAGGUGUCAUAUCGGGCGCUUAAAAAGGAGGUAAACUGGACAAGAGCUAAAAAGCCUGGUCAACAUAAAUAAAGCAUAAACGACUCUGUAACCCUUCUGCUGGACAGGUAAACCGCUUUAACAAAGUAAUCCAAGUGUCUGUAACAGGAGUGUUUCUUGUCUAACGGGACCUGCUGCAUGUUGUAGCGCCGCUAAACUGUUUCCCUCGGGUCCUGGAGUAGGUCACUUUAUCCUAGUUGUAGAAGUCCUGCAAACAUUGUGUUUGCUGGUAGUCUGUUAGCAUCUACAGUAGCACCAAUGCUUUUUACUUUCACGUUGACUGGGCCCCAUUUGUAAUUAUCUGAAGUAUUUUUCUGCAUUAUAUCUGAAUUUAAUUAGAACGAUACAAGCGAGCAGGAGCGUCUGUUUGUGGGCGGGGCUUGCUGGAGCAGAGAGGAAGAGGAGAGGAGGAGCUGAGGGGAAAACUGGUUGGGAGGGGUAGUGUUUACAUUCAAGAUUUCUCCCAAAAACUGGCACUUCCUCAGAUCCUGCCUACCCCACCUUUAAUGUGUGUUGGAAGAAUAGAGCAGCAAAAAUAAACUUGUGGCGUAUCUUUAGCAGAGCUGCACCUAACACGCUUCUGAGAUGGAGCCGUGACAGUCCCCGCAUCGGAUGACCUGUCCCUGACGAAAGCUGUCCCAGAUUUAGGCGUUUCAUGAAUAAGAACAAAAAUGUUGCAUGUAGACUAGAACAAUGCUUAUCAUGAUAGCUGAGUAGGUCGGACGCAUGAGUAAGCAUGUUGCAGUCCUGAACAACAGUUUUUACGGGGAGUUAUUAUGGGGGAUGUGCGCUGCUACUAAGUAGUACCGAGAUGUUGUCUGUGACGGUAGGACCACAACACUUGUAGCAUUUCUUGGGCACGUUGGUGUGUAAUGGCUCUUCAUGCUCCUAAUGACUCCAGCAUCAGUCCACUCCUUGUGAAUCUCCCUGAAGUUCUUGAAUCUGUUUUGUUUGACAGUCCUUUCAAGGUUGUUGCUUGGUCACCUUUUCCUCCCUCACUUCUCCUGGCCAGUCAACUUUCUGGUCCUCUGCAUCCAUACAGCAAUGACCUUCAGUGUCUCACCCUCCCUGUGGAGUGAGUCAGUGAUGGUCUGCUGGACAGCUGUCAGUCAGCAGUCUCCCCCAUGUUGUGUGUUGACUGAACCAGAAGGAGAGAGUCAAGGCUCAGUAAACCUUACCAGGUUGAAGGUUGAGAGCUGCACCUGUGCAUAUAGGAUAGCAGAUGAGUGGAUCAGUUGUGAAAGUCUAGAUUAAGAGAACUGUGUGUUUUUCACUGAAUGAAUUUCACAUGAAUGUACUUGGAAACACUGGAUGAAGAAAAGGAAACUAUUUCUUAUUGAUGGGGUAUGGCUGCUGCAUGAACAUGAGCAGAACAAGUGUUUAGUGGCUGUUGUGACCUUGGGCAAAAAAAUCACUGCCAUCAUGUAACUGCAGCUGCUGCAUUUCAGAGCCAGAGAACAACUAUUAGCCGCAUGACGCAGCUGGUUUUGAUCAGAGAGCAAUGGCUGCAGGAGAUAAACACUAAGGUUAUUGAUUUUCAAUCGGCUGGCUCAAGGGUGUUUUGGUUUCAUAGCUGUUGAUUCUCAGUGAACACAAUUGUUUUUUCCUCUUUAAUUUUGAUUUAUUCUGCAAACCACAGUCUGACACUUUUAAUAAAGAGUUGCAGCACCAAACAGGGAAAUCUAUAGUGCUAUUGUGUGAGUAUUGUUGACAGCAGAAGUAGAGUCAGGCAUGUCUGCUGAACAGUCCAGAGCUCUGAAUGAGCCAGUAUGCUCAGCUAUUAGGGAUGCAACAAUAUCAAAAUCUCAUGGUACGAUAUUGUCACAGUAUUACGGCCACGGCUUGGUAUAGUAUUAGUGUAGUACUGACUUCUUACUCUCCUUGCUUGUUCCUUGGUUUGGCAUCACAAAUCUCUUCCGAGUGAUGGUCCAUCAAGCAGCUUCUCAAAUUACUUGUGGUCCCUGAUUUGUAGAUAAUUGCAGUCUGGCAGUGUCUGCAACCAAUUUUUUGCAAGUCUGUCAGCUUUGCUCCAUGUUAGUUCUUGUUUAUCAAACAAAAAUGUCUCCAUACUUAUGAUUUAAACUUUGCAGGAGGUUCCAUUACUAAAAGUUUUCUGCUCUGCUCCCCCUCUGUACUAUCUGCCAUCUCUUCCUGCACUGUGCAGGGUAUCAUGGGAGAUGCAGUUUGUUUCUCAGACUGGCCCACUCAAUAGCGCCAGAAAAUAACUACACUGGUGGUAGUACUCCAAAUUCUUGUUUGAUACUGUCACAUGCCACGGUAUUAUUGCGAGAGUUUUGAAACUGAAAUACUGCAAUAUUUACAAUACCGUUACAUCCCUAUCAGCUAUACAUUACUGCCACUUCUAAAUUUGACCCCUUGGUGUACCAAGACUUUUUCAGUACACUGGGAACUUUUAACAGUUGCUAGUACUCUUUUCUCUCCUCAAUAUUACAGUUUCCCUGGUAUUCAUAAUAACAGUUACCAGACAUUACACAUGUAUGACACAUAGAGGAGCUGAAGCAGUCCGUCACUAAUGUAGAGUCUGCAGUAAAUGCAUCCUAUGAUAAUCAUGAUGGAAAGUAAUUCUAUGUUUGACUGAUUUUGGCUGCAUGAUAGUCACACCAACAAGAGAAUGAGGGAAACACUAGCAUCUAUUUUUUUAUCCUUUAAUAGUACUGGAGUGAUCCACCUCGUUUCAGCAGCACACUGAACAGUUUGUGUUAUUGUAGCUGUUUUGAUGCAGUGUCCCUGUUGUUCAUCCCCUGCCAGGCCUAAUUCUCACUGUGGUUUUGACUUAAUAAGAGACAAUCAGAGUGUAAUUUUGGAGCAUCCUGCGCUCUUUUGUCUGGAGAGGGCACACCAAUUGUCUUUCCUUCACAGCCCCACAGGCUUUUACAACCAUGUGUCUGUUCUGUUGAAGAACUCUCCCAUGUAGGCUCCUCUCACAUUUACUCUUCCCGCUGUUUUCUCCAUCUCCCUCCUCCCCCUCCUCCUCCUCCUCCUCCCCCUUUACAGUCUAUCUCUAGAGACGCCUCCAUGUUGAUCCAUGAACCAGCCAGACUCUCAGGGGCCCCAAUCAGUUUAAGUUUCCUAUCACAACUUUCUUAACUGUUCUUUAACCUACUACUACUACACACACACACGGGAGAGCUCCAAAACAAAGAUUUUAUUUCAUAUACAUGUUGCACUUUUGUUUGCUUUGUCUUCCUUUAUGAAUACAGUGUGUCAUGUUUUCAUUUUUUUUGUUUUAAUCUGUUACAUAUCUUUACAUAUGUUGUUAAAAUUAUUUUUUAAAAACCAGAUUAGAAUCUUUCUGAUUAGAGAUUCUCACUCCACUGUUUACUUUUAGCCCCAAAGAUUGACCUAAGGCACGUUUUAACAUUUAACCUGAAUAAAAGUAUUUCAACAUGUUUUGAGUUACUCUGCAUUUCUAACUUAUCAAAAAUGGCAGAAGAUGCUGUUCCUGUUGGAAACCAACACUGCAGUCAUUUUACAUAAUGUGUUCAUAUUCGAAUUUCAAUAUAAUAUGCCUCAAUAUUGCUCCUCCUCUGUCCCCUUGUUCUACACCAGAGAUUUUACUCUCCCCCCUUUCUUACAUCUGAGACGUAAAGUCAAUCAAUCAAUAAAUCAGUUUUUAUUUAUAUAGAUCCAAUUCACAACAAAUGGUAUACCAAGAGGCUUUACAAAAAGAGCUGGUUCAGACCAUACUCUACAAUUAUCUUCACAUAGACCAACACCAUGUGAAGAUGAAGUCCUAUUUAAUAAGAUCAGGCCCGCUCACAUCCCAUCUUUAACCACAGGAGUGUAGCAUUUAAUCUACACAGAGAAGAUCAUUCUAGACAGGGUGUCAAGCACUAAAACCGUGCAUGUCAUUUCAAAAUAAAAAAAAUAUAUGCAGACUUCUGACUGUGUAUCAGUUCGUGUAGAUGAGAAAUACUUCCUGGUUAUGGAUUUAUCAGUAACACAGAUCAAUCCGAUGGUCAAUCCCUGAUCCAUGUGGACCCCAACAGGACUUUUAACUGCUGACUCUGUCUGAAGGUAACAGCACAGCAUAAAGGAACAUAGUUUACUUUAUUAAACAUGAGUAAACCUGCAAAAACCCAAACUGUAAAAUCACGUUGAUUUUUCACAUAUAGUUGAAGCUCAACAGUCACUGAAUUAUAUCCAAAUUAGCAGGAAAUAGACCACAGAAAGGAAAAACAACCUGCUGUGAGCAUGUUGUUUCCUCUAUAGUAAGCCUAGCUGACCGGGGCUGCACUACGCUACUGCUACACUCCAAAUACACAUUCUGCAUGUAAUAGACAGCACUGCUCGACGGAGCAGAGAUACGACGCUGACCGAAUGCAGUCAAUACUGAUCCUGUAUAUUUUCGGCUUAAGAGUCAUCUGCUGCAACUGUAUGGGGUUUAGAGUGGGGAUAGAGGGAGAUGCUGAAAGAGAGAGAUGAACAGAGACAACCAACAACAACAAUAGUACUGACUUAAGGUUACAGUACCAGAGGGAACAAGUAUGUGAACCACAGGAACAGCAUCUCAUGAUAACAAACUGUUUUUAGUUUGGUUUAUGGCAAUGUUUGUGUCAGGUCAGAGAAGAGUGAAAAUAUGAAUGGACAUAAAAGUACAGCACCUAAAAUUCCCAAAUAGAUCACAGACAAUCUAGUGGUUUUAGUACAGGACUGUUGGAAUUAGCCUAAUGAGGUGAUGAUUUUCUGUGGCUGAUAACCUUUGUAGCUCUCUGGCUGCUUUCUGACCAGGCUGCUAUACUUGUUCUUGACAGGUGAAGUACCUCAUACAGCCCCAUUUAAAAAAAAAAAGAAAAUAAAAAGAACUACCCCUUUAAGAUGUCUGGAGUUAUUUACACGAUCAAGAUGUUUAAGAAUCCUGAAGACAUGAUAAGAUCAAAGGUUCAGGUGACUAUGAUCUGAGUCACAGUCGGUAUAAAUUACCCUCUCCAUCAAGGUUGAAAUCUCUUUCCAAAUAGGCUGGAUCAAAUCAUCCUCUUCUGAUUGAGGUGUUUACAUAAAGCAUUUUUAUUCUGAUCAGACCAUUAUAAGAGAUCCAAACAAAGCUAUCAACCACUUACUGUGGUGAAUCUGUUUCAAUGAAACACAUGUAUGACACUCCCUAAGAUAAAACAGACCUCUCAAUCUUAAUUGAAACCCCACCCAGUAAAAUGUGUGUCACGUCCAAAAGAAGUCAACCUUUUCAACUCGUGAAUGUGGAAAUAUGUUGGAUGUUGUUAAGUUGGACAACUAGGAAACAAGGGUACAUGAUGAGCUACUUCCAAAAUUGAUGGGAUUUCUCAUGAUCAGUCAAGUCAAUCAACAAAUAUUAAUAAGAGGAUUCAACCCCCAGCCACUGCUUCAUUUGAGUCCUAUCACAACAACGACAUGACAGUACAGUAGAUGAUUUCCCUCAGUUUUGUCUGACCCAAUAAAACAUUCUUCUUGGUAUAUGUCCUUGGACAAAAGCAAGUCUUCUCUCAUGAUAAAAACUGCCCUGCGCUUAUAUCACAUGAGUAUGUAUGUCAGUGAGUACGCAGCAGACAUUACAGACUUGUUGUUCUGUGUGAACUCCUCUCUCUGUUUAUCUUUUACAGAUUCCAGCUGAACUCGCUGAAAGGACAGUGGCCAAACAUCUGUGUGCUGGCACCGAGCGGGGGACAGGUCUGCAGCAGAUUGGUAAUGUGCAUGGAAAAACGUGCAGGCGCACUUACACAGAGCAGAUGAAGCUUUUACACACACAUUACCGUGCACAUGUUCAAAUGCAGUUAUAG
Xyrichtys novacula (pearly razorfish) is the source of this 11139-nucleotide messenger RNA. Lineage: Eukaryota; Metazoa; Chordata; Actinopteri; Labriformes; Labridae. The record is from the annotation of a GenBank genome assembly.